CUCAUUUCACAUAUAAUGAUUAUUGGGUCGUCACUGACAUUGGGCCAACUAAGUGUGAUGCUAUCAAUAAUUCAAGUUGAUCGACGUUUCAAGUUCAGUGGACGGGAAUGGCAUUCCAUUGCGCCCGGAUCUGGCAUUUGUGCCAAUCAACGCUGAAGACCUCAUGGACUAUACGGUCAUGGAAUUCUUCCUCGAAGCCAAGGCCAAGGAUUUUGCAGACCCCUUCUACGGCACAGAAGGCAACACCUUGAACAAUACUAUCGAGAAAAGGGAGGGCCAAAGCUCGGAGACUUGCGGACAGAUGAUAUCCUAUGCGGCUGCAUUAUUGUCCCGCCAGCACAGAACAUUUGCAUUCUCUAUCGUCCUGUGCGGCCAGUAUGCUCGUUUCUUACGAUGGGAUCAUGCUGGAUGUACUGUCAGCGAUAAGUUUGAUUACGUCGAAGAGCCGGAUAUCUUGCUGGAAUUUUUCUGGUGCUAUGCGCGACUGACUCGUGAAGAACGUGGCUUUGACCCGACUGUGGUGCCUGCUUCUGCUGCUGAAGCCACACUGCUCUCUGAUACUCUGUCGCGAUAUAUCAAGGAGUCCCAGCCGCAACGUCGGCUAUCUGCAACCCGAUCUUGAUUCGACCUAUCUGAUCUCCAAGAUGCAGGUCCCAACGCCAAAUGGCAUUCGGGAGUUGAUCGUUGACAAACCCUUCUGGGAUGCCGACUCUCCUUGUGGUCGAACGACAAGGGCCUAUGCUGCGUACGACAUGGUGGAAAAGAAGGUCGUGUUUGCGAAGGAUUCUUGGCGUGAUGAUGACGAAGAGAUCCUUUCAGAGGUGAGAUCUACGACACACUUCAGAAGAGCAAUGUACCCUUCCUGCCCAGAGUCAUUGCGGCUGGUGACGUAUAUGUGAAGGCAAAGAAAAGGAAGGCGUAUCAAAGGACAUUCACGCAGACGUGGUCUGUCCGUAGCGAUAAAGCUGUAAUAUGGC
Molecule: messenger RNA, 977 nt
Organism: Somion occarium
Lineage: Eukaryota; Fungi; Basidiomycota; Agaricomycetes; Polyporales; Cerrenaceae
Source: the annotation of a GenBank genome assembly